Messenger RNA from Hylaeus volcanicus, 13484 nucleotides. It is a transcript of the gene Nmdar2, whose product is annotated as glutamate receptor ionotropic, NMDA 2B. The transcript has 19 exons. Lineage: Eukaryota; Metazoa; Arthropoda; Insecta; Hymenoptera; Colletidae. The coding region runs from base 444 to 3788 and encodes 1114 amino acids. Gene Ontology annotation, biological process: modulation of chemical synaptic transmission; monoatomic ion transport; synaptic transmission, glutamatergic. Gene Ontology annotation, cellular component: plasma membrane; postsynaptic membrane. The record is from RefSeq and is a predicted model, not a curated record. Gene Ontology annotation, molecular function: NMDA glutamate receptor activity; transmitter-gated monoatomic ion channel activity involved in regulation of postsynaptic membrane potential.
GACUGGCCACCCGCGUCCGAAGGUGCCGCUUCUUUUAAUCGCGAGUGUCGCGUACCUGGCCACGACGUUCGUUUCUUGUGUUUCGCGUCGCGCGACAUUGAAAUUCCCAGUGCAGUUCCAGUGGAGUUUCCAUCGGCUAGGCGAGAAAUAAGGAACGUUCGACGAUCGCUGCCCCGAUUGGUCCUCGGAUGGGACGUACGUGUCCGAUAGUUUGCGAGUGAUAAUCUCAUUGAUGACAGGGACGUCGGCUCGCGAUGGAGGAUCGUCGAGGCGCAAGAAAUGCCCGCUCGGACGCCAAAGCGUCAACGAACCGCGGCUGAGCUCUCAAUCCUCCUGAAUGGAACCCUCGACACUUGGAAGCGGCGGGUAACUGCGUGGCAAGCGAACGACAGACGCGCCCGGGGGGUGGCUAUAAUAAGCAUUCCGUGGAAAACGGCUGAAAAAUGAGGAGCUCGUGGUCCCUGUGCUCGCUGGUGUCGCUUAUGCUGGCGGUGAACAGCCUGCAAACCGGCGGGCUCACGAGGGGCGGUAGCGGUAUUCAAAUCGGCACCAGCGACAGGGCAACGCACACCAAGGGGCUAGGAUUCGGACGGGGAACGGGGGUGAGGCUUGGCGAGGGCAGAUUUCCAAAUUCAACGAGGCAGAGAUCGUUUACCACCACUACGACCACUACACCGUCGCCACCGCGAUUCACCCACGCGCCGCACUCGGAGGGAGGCGCUCAUAAUAUCACCCUUCUGGAGGUGGGCUUGAUGGUGCCGCACAAGUCAUUUGGUGUGAGGGAGUACACGAAGGCGGUGACGUCUGCUGUCAUCAUGCUUCAGAAGAGCACGAGGGGGCCAAAAUUAAAACUUUUCGAACGAUACGACAUUCACGUGAAGGUUGCCAUGAAGGCGCUGACGCCAAGUCCCACCACAAUCCUGAACUCGCUGUGCAAGGAGUUUCUGCCGACGAACGUGUCAGCCAUCUUGUACCUGAUGAACUACGAACAAUACGGCCGUAGCACUGCCAGUGCACAAUACUUUCUGCAAUUGGCUGGCUAUCUUGGAAUCCCAGUGAUUGCAUGGAACGCCGAUAACUCGGGAUUAGAACGGAGAGCCUCGCAGAGCAACCUGCAGCUGCAGCUGGCGCCGUCGUUGGAGCACCAAACGGCCGCGAUGCUGAGCAUCCUCGAGAGGUACAAAUGGCACCAAUUCAGCGUAGUCACAUCGCAGAUUGCCGGCCACGACGACUUCGUGCAGGCGGUCAGAGAGAGAAUCUCGGACAUGCAGGACACCUUCAAGUUCACGAUAUUAAGCGCGGUUCUGGUCACCGAACCCCACGACCUGCUGGAGUUGGUCAACAGCGAGUCGAGAGUGAUGCUACUCUACUCGACUAAGGAGGAGGCCACUCACAUACUGACCGCCGCCCAUGAUUACCAGAUCACCGGGGAAAAUUACGUGUGGGUGGUCACCCAGAGCGUCAUUCAGGACUUGCAGACGUCUAGCCAAUUUCCGAUCGGAAUGCUCGGUGUGCAUUUUGAUACACGCACGGAUAGUUUGGUAAAUGAAAUCACGACAGCAGUCAAGGUUUAUGCGUAUGGCGUCGAAGACUUUCUGAACGACAACGAGCACCUGAGUCUAAACACUCAGCUCAGCUGCGAGGAAAACUUCGGGGAAUCACGCUGGAACACUGGGGACAUGUUUUUCAAAUACUUGAAGAACGUGUCGGUGGAGGGUGAACACGGAAAGCCAAACGUAGAGUUCACUCAAGACGGUGUUCUGAAAGCAGCGGAAUUGAAGAUCAUGAAUCUUCGUCCUGGCGUGAGCAAACAACUCGCUUGGGAGCAGAUCGGCGUCUGGAAGUCCUGGGAGAAGGAGGGUCUGGACAUCAAGGACAUUGUCUGGCCAGGAAACAGCCAUACGCCCCCUCAAGGAGUGCCGGAGAAGUUUUAUUUGAAAAUAACCUUCUUGGAAGAGCCGCCCUACAUCAAUCUCGCGCCACCGGACCCUGUAAGCGGAAAAUGUCUGGUGGAUCGUGGCGUUCACUGCCGAGUGGCCAAGGAGUCCGACAUGGUCGAGAUGGACAUUCAAUCGGCGCAGAAGAACGAAAGCUUCUAUCAGUGCUGCAGCGGGUUCUGCAUCGACCUGCUUCAGAAGUUCUCUGAAGAAAUUGGAUUUACUUACGAGCUUGUUAGGGUAGAAGACGGCAAGUGGGGCACGCUAGAGAAUGGGAAAUGGAAUGGUCUGAUUGCGGACCUGGUAAAUCGAAAGACCGACAUGGUGAUGACGUCUUUAAUGAUUAAUUCUGAAAGAGAAGCCGUGGUGGACUUCACAGUGCCGUACAUGGAAACUGGAAUCGCAAUUGUGGUAGCCAAGAGGACCGGUAUAAUAUCUCCUACUGCCUUCCUUGAACCGUUCGACACAGCAUCUUGGAUGCUGGUUGGCAUCGUUGCCAUACACGCUGCCACUGUAAUGAUACUGCUCUUCGAAUGGUUAUCGCCAUCCGGUUUCAACAUGAAGAAGAAUCCGUCACCGAACCAUCGCUUCUCGUUCUGUCGCACGUACUGGCUGGUCUGGGCCGUAUUAUUUCAGGCAGCCGUCCAUAUCGAUUCUCCCAGGGGAUUCACAGCCAGAUUCAUGACAAAUGUGUGGGCGCUGUUCGCCGUGGUGUUCCUCGCCAUUUACACUGCUAACCUGGCCGCCUUCAUGAUCACGAGGGAAGAGUUCCACGAAUUCAGCGGAGUGGAUGAUCUUCGUUUGGCGAAACCGUUUUCCCACAAGCCCAUGUUCAAAUUCGGCACCAUACCGUGGAGUCACACGGACAGCACACUCGCGAAAUAUUUCAAGGAGAUGCACGCGUACAUGAAGGCCUUCAACAAAACCAGCGUCGCCGAGGGGAUCGAAGCAGUUAUCAGCGGAGAAAUGGACGCUUUUAUCUACGAUGGAACGGUUUUGGACUAUUUGGUUGCACAAGACGAGGACUGCCGACUGCUGACCGUGGGUUCCUGGUACGCCAUGACAGGAUACGGUCUCGCGUUUUCAAGAAACUCCAAGUACCUACAGAUGUUCAACAAACGUCUAUUGGACUACAGGAACAAUGGGGAUUUGGAACGUCUGAGAAGGUACUGGAUGACGGGCACCUGUAAGCCAGGAAGAGAGGUUCAAAAGAGCAGCGAUCCCUUGGCACUGGAACAGUUCUUGUCCGCGUUUCUCUUACUGAUGAUGGGAAUUCUCUUGGCCGCGGCCUUUCUACUUCUAGAACAUUUGUAUUUCAAAUAUGUCAGACAGCAUCUGGCGCGGAGCGACGGUGGUGGUUGUUGCGCACUUUUCAGCUUGAGUAUGGGAAAGUCUUUAACGUUCCGUGGAGCAGUGUACGAGGCACAGGACAUCCUGAGGUACCACAGAUGCAGGGACCCCAUCUGCGAUACUCAUUUGUGGAAGGUCAAGCACGAGCUGGACAUGGCCAGGAUCAGGAUACGACAGCUGGAAAAGGAUCUCGAGGCGCACGGGAUAAAACCAACACAGACUAAGAGGAAAACCGGAAGUCUCGGCUGGUGGCGAGGAUGCUUUCAAAGCUCGGAACGCCAUACACCACCGGAGCCAUUGGCGGUGGAAGCUCCGCAUCCGCUACCGCCAUACUUCGAUUCAUUCAUCGACGCCAUCGAUGUAGCCAGGCCUAGGGACAUGACCAGGAAUCACGUAGUCAGCACAGAAUUUUCCGGAAAAUUUUUGCCGCCAGAGAUCUACAGGAUCCCAGACGACGGCCCCGCCAGGACGGAAAUCGCCGAGAUGGAGACAGUUCUGUGAUCGUAGAAAGCCGGCGCCGAUUGCCUAGCCCCAUCAGCUGAAAGGGAAGCGCGACCGUAAAGGGUUCCCCAGGAGCAGAUUCGGAUCGCUUCCCCAUUUUGGACAACGAGUUUCUUGCCUCGUGGCCUCCCCGAGGCUCCCUUCGGAACGGAGCAUCCGUAAUAGAAGUGUUCGUUUGCCAACCGAAGCUUAACGAGCCCCGCGAGGACGGUCGAGACAACCAAAUUUUCGCGCACUAAGAAGACAUAGGAAAACGUUUCAGUGCCUAUGAAGAGAAUCAGGAAAACCGAGUUCCGAUCGUUUUCCACUCGCCGAGGGCUCACUCGUGCUAUCGAGCCUCCAUUGGACGAAGAUUUGAUCGAGGACCUUUUAGCGAAAUGGCGUGUGAGCACACGCGAGAGCGUCAUUGAUCUUUGUGUGCUACAUUUGGUACGGAACUUAUAAACUUACACUUCUGGACGGAGGCCGCCAUCUUUGAGAAUGGGCCACGCGCGCCACCUCAGUGGCGAUUGAGUAUUGAGAUUCUGAGGUAAUAGUUUCCUGGGGAAUAAUGUGAAAUAUAAAGAGUGGAGUCAGUUAAACAAAUAUCUAUGGCGAAAGUACUUAAAGGUGAAAUAUAUUAGGGAUGACCAUAUGACAAGCAUCGAGCUGGUUUUGAUAUUUAGUCUACCGAUGGAAGAAUAAUUCCAUCGUGUUUUUCCAUCGGGUAAUACACUAAUUUAUAUAAAUAAAUGUCAAUUUUAAUAAUGAAAUCAUUUCUUUAAAAUGUAGUAGUGGUUAAGUCGCCACACAGACCGUGCACGUGGCUGUUUCUUAAAGAUGACAGCCUCUACGUUCAUACAGAGGCAAGGCUAUUAUCGACAAAUACAGUUAGCGUAUUAAUUAAAUUUUCUACUGGUAAAUACAAGCUUUUGUGAAAAAUAAUAAUUUAAUGCAGGAAUGCAAUGCAUCCAAACUAUAUGAUACUGUUAAUUUAAUUUAAAAGGUGUCGUUAAGUGUAAACGUGACACAAUGAAAUCUUUACACAACGAUACAAACAUUAUUACUUUCUGAUUAUUACUUCCUUCACAGUUUAUUUCAAUUCCUAUUUCUAUCGCAUUAAACCAUGAUUUUUAACAAAAAUUGAUAUCAAUCCAAAGCUUAAUCAAUACUUAUUAUAUUUCUAUCCAUCAAGAUCCUGGAAUAUAUAUUUCAAAAGGAUGCUAACAGUCUCGACGCAGAUCCUUGCUCAACUAUUAGCCAAUGGCCAAUUUUUAGCCCUCUGUCAAACCUCUGCCAAUUCUCUCACGAUGGAAAGCCGAUAGCACGAGUGAGUCCUAACGCGUGCUCAAUCUCGUAAUUACAGUGUUAGCAGGCCGUCUGUUUCUAGACAUUAUCGUUCCUUCGAGAAAAAUAAAAAGAUAAACAAAGAAGUUGUGUCGGUUCGCAUCGUGAUCUCGUCCAGAAACCUCUUUGGACGCCCCAUGACACUUUUUACAGUCUGUGGUGUUUAUCGUAUCGUCCAACGAGACGCAUCGAUCAAUCGAACGCUAUGUAGCUGCACGUUACACGCGGUACAAGUUUAUAUUUUACACGAGAAAACGCAGAGAAUCAGACUGACCCCGACGGAGCCUGAUCGAGAACAAUUUUAAACAUCAAAACGAGAAGCGUGUGCUUCAGGGAUUUACGCUGGAACUAAACGUCUACGCCCACGUUUCACUCGUAAACAACGGAGAGGAUUCACCGAUAUUGUAAUAAAUUGCGUUUACGAUUAUUGGAGCGAAUUGUGUUUGUAUCGUUCGAUGAUUCUUCGUUACUUUCGAUUUUCCUAGAAGUCGAACGACACGCGUCGCGUGAUUCGAAGGUGAUCAAACGCGAGUUCAAAGACUUUGUGCUGUUAAGAGGAUUGUUUCGACAGAGUAGAUGGGAAGAAUUGCAACAGCUGGAACCAAUGUAAAACCGACGAAUAAAAAAGAAAAGGGAGAGAAAUGAAGUAAGUUUAUUCAAGCAGCAACAAUGCAAUAGAUAGUUUAUUGAAAUUCCUAAAUCUUUUGAAAACUCAUUGAAAAACUUUGUACGAAACUUCGACCCGUUUUCAAAAAGAAAGAAAAAUAAUAAUAGGGGACGAACUUCGAGCCGACGAGCGUCGAAACGAAUGCUGAGGCGAACAAAAACUAGGAGAAAAUAAAUCGUUGGGUAAAUGCCAAUCGAUAUCUUGAUUGGGAAUGUCAAUGUUUAUCGUACGAGAUAACUAUGGCAUUUGAGUAUAUCAUAUAUAUAUUUAAUACGUAAUGUACACACGAGCUACCGUUACACGUUAAGUAUGUAUAUUGUGGUAAACGAUGAAAUAUUCUAAAAGAAACCUACUUCCAGGACGUAAUAUGCUCAACAAAAGUACAUGUAUAUUAAAUUCACCGGGUGUAACAAUUAAAUAAAUAUGUGGAGUGGCAGGCGUCGCGUGACAAAUUUUAAGAGGGAAUGCGCUGGAAGUGGUCCGAUGAUAGUUAUCGUUCUAAAUGCAGUUGAUGUUUUAGGUGUCAGACAAAAUGUUGUUGUUUUGAAGUUGCAGAAAGAAAAGAAGGAAGGAUAAUAGUAUUAUAUAUUAUUACUAUUAAUUUAUAAUUCAUGAACUAAUUAAGAUCGACUGAAUAGAUCACCUAUCUAAAUAAAAAUGUCGAGUAAAGAACAGUAGGUAAACAACGAAACAAUAAAUAAAUGAAGAUGUAUUUAAAUUAUAAAAUGAAAUAAAAUUUGAAUUAUGAAAUUAAAUAUUUAAAACAUAAACGAGUAGAAGUUUGUUAUAAAAUUUAUGAGAAUUGCUCUCUUUGUUCUUGAAGAAUAAUUCGCAUUUUUCGAAGAACAUCGAUUGAAUUGUAAGAAAAUUAAAAAAAAAGUUUAAAAUCAUUCGCGUUUAGUCAUCCCAGGAUCAAAAUAAAUUUUAUUCUCGCUGCUAUUACCUUCAAAAAAGAUUUAGAGCCAUAAUCGUCAUACGACCAGUCCGUAUUUGAAACUUAUUUCUACGAAACGGUGGAAGGAUAGGGACAAAUCGAAACAAACUGUUUUACAAUACGCAACGGUGCCUGAGGCAGUAAAUUUCUGCGUGUAAUCUGUACAUUAAUAUUUUUUAGAUAAAAGAAAAUAAAAAGGAAGCGUCGAUUUCACGACCACGCCGAUUCGACGGCCUGGCGCUCCACAGGUUUUUGCAAACGAAAUUUAUCUUCGUAAAGAGUAGAUAAAGAUGGAAGUCCUUUUGAAACGCCGCCCCCCCCCCUCCCCCACGCCAAGAAAACCAAGAAUUUUGUGUGUGUAGGAAUCGACAGAGAUAGGAUUAAUGUUCUAAAACUACGUCUGCUGUACAUAUAACGCAUUGUAUCGUAUAAGCCACAAAGUGUGCCGCGGAGAACACGAUUCUUCUUUGCGCCAUUUUCAUUAUCGGUUCGACAAUUUGCAGUAAAAAAAAAACACCGCGGCGAUCCUGGUAGUUAUUUGACUCUUUGCUGACGGCUAUCUUUAAAGGAUGAAGAUUAAAACGGUUAGAACCAUUUUGGAGCAACUGACAGAUGGCUAUCGAGUAUCUAAAAAUUAGUUUGUCCAAUGCGUGUCUUUUAUUUUACAGCGAUCGAAUGAAACACAUUUUCAAUUGGGUGGAGAAAUAAAAAAAUGAGUUUUCAAAUUCCUUUUAAGAGUAAAAUUUGAUUUAUUCGAUUUGAAUUGUCGAUUUUUAGUUAGGCAUACUUAAAGUGUUGGAGUGUUUUAUAUCGUUACAUAUUGUAGUUAUAAUACUCUUACAUAUUUUAUUUGUUUUGUUUUAUGUUUCAUUUGUACCAACCAUAAAAUUAUACAAAUUACAUUAACAGUAUUUAAAUUGAAAUCAAAGAGAACAGUGACAAAUCCUGACACGCGUCUAAAAUGGUGAAAGUGUGUUGUCCAGUAUAUCGUUGUCAUCCGUCUGCAAAGGGUUAACUCGAUUAAUCAGUUUGUAAAGUAAACGAGAUCAGAACUCGUGGCCAUAUGGAGCCUGUAUCGUGGGAUGUUUACUUUUGCUUCCAAUUUCUUUCAUUUGUUAUUUAUAAUUCAACAAUGAUCAAAUAUUUGCUUCCCAGAGUUCUACUUUUGUGACUUACAUCGCGCACAAGAUAUUCCGCUGAAAAAGCACUUGUUUCGACUCUUCGUAUCGACACUUUGCAUGGCAGAAUCUGAAUGAAAAUCAAAACAAUAUUCAAAGAUACGUUUUUAUUGUUGAAUAAAAAUUAGAAUUUAAUGGUGAAUACGUUUAAUGUUUUAAAUAGUAGAAUUUAUCACUUUGGGAAUGUACGUUAUAAAAUUUAUGAUUUAAAAGGUCUUGAAUUAAUAUUGCGUGGAUGCAAUAUAUAACUUUGUGAUGGGACUAAUUAUUUUACUUACGUAAUAUAAAACUAUUUAAGGUGAUAAAUAUAUAUGUAUCAGCCUCUCAAAACAGAAGGGAGAAUUUUUAAUUUAAUUAAUCAAAAGGUUCAACUUCUCUGAAAGAAGAAACAGGUUAACAUAAAUUUAAAAAAUCAGAUAUUUUAUUCAUAAUUUAUCAUGUUUUCCUAACUUAGAUACUGAGGAUAGUGAUAAAUUCGACCACCUGAAAUAUGAAAUAUAUUAAAUAUGUUUUAAUUAAACAAUUAAGAGGUUCAGCUUUCCUAAAAGUGGAAACAAGUUAACACAAAUUCUAAACAGUCAAACGUUUUACUUCUAAUUCGUAAUUUUUCUGUAGCUUAAAUUUUGAGGAUAUUUUUGAUUGCACACGUGAUUGCAAAGGAAGGAGUCGUUGCGAGGAAAAGAGUCAAGUGCUGGACACAGCACAAUUCAAAUAAUGAUAAGUUGCUAUCGGAGAACAUGUUGUUACUGUUGUUGUUAAAGAUAAUGGAAGUGUUACAUUGUUAAGUCGCGAGAAAAAGAGAGAGAGAGAGAGAGAGAGAGAGAGAGAGAGAGAGAGAGAGAGAUGUAGCGAGAACGAGAAUAUUAGUUACUUCCCAGAAGAAACAAAGAAGAAAAAAAAGUGAUUAGACGUACCGACUACGUCGCAACUAAUAUCUUUACCUACUACUGUUAAGUACCUAAGUCGUCGCAAAGCUUUCGCCCCCGUUUCACAAUCGACAGAGACGAUACGCUAUUUCCAUCCGGCACAAGAUGAUUUUUCUCUUUCCAUCGUGUGCGCACUCGCGACUAAAUCGUUAACCGUUAAGACUAUCGUUAGAAUUCUAUGAAACCGUUAGAACGUAAACUCGAUGGUGGUUCUGGACAAUAGAUCUAUCCGAGUGGGUGUCAAUCUGAUCCGAGAAUUCGUAAUUAUACAACUAACACACGAAGGGGAGGGUUAAAAAUUCUACUUGAACCUUUCAGACCUGAAUUUCACAUCUAACGAAUCAAUAAUUUUCUUUUAAACAGUUUUGAAUCAACUGUACAUAUACUGUUUAAAAUUAAUUAAAGAAGAUUACUCCGCUGUUUCAUAAGUAUACAUGUAUACUUCAUACAGCACAUACGUACCAACAAUAUUUAUUGUAUAUCAUAAAAUUAUUGAAGACUGCGUGAUGUGAAAUGAAGAGUCAUUACUCAAGUGGUGUUUAUUUGUCUAACACUUAUUUCUUCUUAUUAUUCAUAAUGAAAACUUAAUUGAAAAAAAGGACUCUUUAAAAUCGUCCUUAAUCCAUUUCUUAAAACAAUCGCACAUACACUUCUAAUUAAGUAGAGAAACUUCAUUUUAAUAAGAUGAGUAUUUCCAGCAUGACCAAUCGAAUUUGCGUUGACCCCAGUCGGAAAUACCUAAACCAAAAAUCGUGCGCACACACGAAAUAGCGGCCUUAAUGAUUUUUAAACGGAUUACUCUUGAGCGUAAAACUAAUCGUCCCGAUAGGAACCAUCGGUUUCCUCCCGUCAUUUUCAUCUCGAAACCACUUCAUUCGUUCAUUUAUUUGACGCCAAGACUCUUCCGAUUAGAUGGCAUUCAUUUACAUUUGAAAUAUUCAUAAAACAUUUAUACAUUGUAUUAUAUUACAUUAGUUUUAUAAUAUUAUUAUAAUUAUAUACUUAUUAUUAUAAUAAUAUUUAUAAUAUACUUAUAUAUUAUAUACUUAUAAUUAUAAUAAUUGGUUCUAUAAUAUAAUAACAUCUUAUAAUAUAUAUAAAUAUUUAUAAUUUAUUAUUCAUAAUCAUUGUCGAUACUAUUUUUGAAUACAAUGUGCCAAAACGUAUUACGAGUAGAACAAGAAAAGAGAACAGCAAUCAGAGGUCCCAUUAGCAGGAUACAAGCAUAUCAAUAACAUUACCAAAUAAUCAAUUUCCUUUCAAAUGUCAACUCAGAACGAAGAGAAAAUCGAUGUACCUCUUUUCACACGAUUUUUAUCAUUUUAAUAUAAAUAAUACAACGAAAUACGAAUCAUUACUACUCUACGCAUCUUAAUGAUAGCUCAAUCUGCGUUCAGUUCACAAUGGCAGAGUGUAAACUAAACUAUUUUGUAGAUUAGUCUUUCCAAAACUGUCGAAGCUUCGUUUGUAUGGUGAAUCCUGUCUAAGAGACGCGUGGUUAUCCCCGCUAUUUCUUGGAAUUGCUUCAGGUUCCAGAUGGGGGCAUGACGACCAAAGUGGGGACGAUCCUAAGGGUGGAGGUAUUAGUUUUGUUGACGUUUAAGAGGCACAAAGCGAAUACGUGUCAACGUCUCCUAAACAGGAUUCCCUGUAUCACAUCUUAUUCGAUAUGAAGGCUAUAAAUUGUAAAGUUUCACGGUUUAUCACCUGUAAAAGCCAAUCAGUAGUCAACUAAUUAAAUUUAAAGCAAUAAAUCGGGAGAGUCGAAGCUCGAGUCUAAACCAACAUCCCUAAAGCAAAGGAAAAAUUCUUAUGCACAUAAAACGUUUCGAAUAACGAAUGGAAACAUAAAUAACAUUCGUUUCAUUAUUUGCUCGAUAAUAAUCACUCUUGAUCAUCAACGUGGAAUUAUAUUUCACGAAUGAACAGAAGCUUACCCCCCGAAUAAUUUCAUCGAAUAAACGUUGCGAAUAAAUCCGUGUGCGGAAUUUUUAAUCGAAUAAAAUUCUGCCCAUCUCUGCCCUAAGCUAGAUUAGUGAUAAAAAAAAUUAAAAAAAAUAAUAAUGCGUCGUCGUACGAUGUGACCGGCUUUGUACCAACUGACAGGUUGAAAAAUGAUGAUUUUUUGCGACCAUCGCGAUUAUGGUUGCAAUUAUAUGAAUGCGUGUGUGCCAAAAAGGUUAUAAUGAAUCCGCGCGUGUAUACUCUGUGCGUCGUGUACUCGUCUAUGUACAUAAGGGAAAUGAUAAGGUGUAGAACGAGGUGAUUUUUCGUGGAUCCUCGUUUUUGCUUUCUCGUCUUCAGCAUCGAGGAUAAUUUAGCGCGAUGAACAACCCCUAGGAUUAGGCGUAGACCAGCAAAAUAAGUUUAGCGUUAAAAACCUCGCCAACUGGAAACUUUUUGAACGGCCUCGAAAUCGAAGAGGCGUCGCAUUUGUGUCAGCGUACAUUUUUAAUGGGAAAAAAAAAUUACACUAAGGAUAACGAUAAACAAUUGAUAAAAAAUAAGCAGCGAAGAUAACGAAGAGUUCGCCAGUUCCGCGGUAGCAAAAUGGGAAGAAUAGGCGAGAGCAAACUGCGCGGUGACGACUUAAUAGAAGCCAUUGUAAGCAUUUCUACUGUUAAGGGGAUUGUGAACGAAUCGUUUCGCGGAACGUGCGAACCGAUGGCUUUUAAGGAACAUAUGUGGCACGUGAUUGUAUGUUGUUUCAAAUAAAAACAUUGUUGUUUUGUAUACUACAACGACGUAGCCUCCUGUAGUACAGAACCUUGAUUACUGCUGCUUCUGUUAUUGCAACCUCGAUAACUGCAUCAUCAUUCAUUACAGCCUCGAUUAUUGCAACCUCUGUUGUUAGAAACUUUGAUUAAUGCCAUCUCUGACAUUUGUUACCUACGCAGCUGCAUCCACUCUUAUUACAACCUUGAUUAUUGCAACAUUGCAAUAAACUAAUUGCAAAAUGUGGCGAUAAUUGCAAAUACUAAAUGGUGGCGCCAAGUUUGUCGAGAAAUAAUUCUUAGUUUUUGACGCUAGAUUGGACUACCAAUAUCUCUUUACCGACAUUAGGGUAAAUUGAAAUAUUCUAUACUAUUACGUCUAAUAAUGGCCUUGUAAUUAUACAACAGGUGUUAUAAUGCUUGAAAUCAACCUAGGAAACAUUUCUGGACCUUUAUUUGUCGCCAAGGAAGUCUAGAACAAAUUGGUUACUGCGUUAGCGAUGAAAUACUUCUCUGUUGAACAGAUAUCCUUUAGACCACUACAACGUAAAGGAAACAAGUUACUACAGGUUCCAGCUAUUGAAUAUUAGGCUUGAAAGAAUGUAAAGCUGCGUUUUGUCAAUAAAAAUUGAAUUGAGAACAAGUGUUAAUUGGGGGGGGGGGGGCGGCGGUCAAGUAAACAACCGCUUUUUCGCGAAUUAUUUUUGAAGAGUGCGUAAUAUAUAUUUAUUUACGACUAAUUACUUGUUAUUUUGUAGCAUCUAGCUAAUCUAUAUAAUUUUUUUUUAUGUAAAAAUAUGAACAACAGAGGUUUGAAGUUGGCUUCUCGAAAAUGGGCCGUGCAACGCACAGAUCACUCUAAUUAUCUGAAAUAAAAAAUCCACCAAUUUUUCGUUAAAAUAUAGUAAUACGCUUUGUAUCAACCUAGAUUAAAAAAAAAUUUCUAAUUUAAAAUUUCACGCCAUGUUAAAAAAAUCUUGUUAUAAAAAAAAAUGAUUAAAAACAUUGUUUAUUUCAAUUUUUAUAAAUAGCUUUAGGUUGAUGCAAAGGAGAAUAGUUUAAGGAAUAUUUUGUGCCAAGUUUCAUAGCAAUCGGCUGAGAAAUCUCUAAGCUACAUUGCACGGCACGCGAAAUUCUGUGUUUGAAGAAAAAUGCGUUUAAAGUUUCCGGAUCUAAAAAUAGUCCUUCGUGAAGCUUACAAAUUAUUUGAAAUUAAGCAGCUAUACCAGGGCCGUAUAAUAAACGUUCUUUUUCCUCAAAUUCGCUCAGCAAUGCCGCUUGUUUCUCUCUUUGGGCAGUUCCUUCCUCUUUUGUGCUCUCGAGGCUGCGACACUCCUGUCUGCUAAUACGGUGCAUGUCCAUACGUAUCGGCGAAAUGCUUACACUGGAGUCCGAUUUGCAGUUGUAAAUCAUUCAUAACAUUUAAAAUGAAGGUGUAUCCUUCAUUAAACAUGCCGGCAGCCAAAUGUGGAGCAAUUUCAAUGAUUUUUGAGCCGCAGUUGAGAUGUUUCGGGGCCAGACGCCACACAGUAGCGUUAAAAAUUUCAUUUGCGUUUUGCGUAUAGCCGCCUAAGCAUCUCUCAAGCAAAUCAUCGCGAGACAAAGCUUUGUAUAUUGGUAAGAUGGCCUUCUGCACGUCUGGAUGUAGUGGAGGGGGAUAAGUAAAAGCCUGUAAAUUAUUUUGUACUUCGGCAAUGCGGUAAGCACACUAUGAGUCGCAUCACUUUAAUGACUCUGUAGGUACACUUAGACUUUGAAGUUUUAGCUGAAAUGGUCGGAGCACAUUCUUCAGAUGGUAAACUAAUUUUCUAAACAAAAAAAAAGGUCAAAAUUUUGAAUUUUACUUAACCCUCCCCCCUUAAAAAUCGAAUAGUAGCGUCAUUUGUGGCAAAACGCCCAAGUUUGUCGAAAAAUAGUUUUUGAUUUUUAACACUAGAUGGCACUACCAAUA